Messenger RNA from Cyprinodon variegatus (sheepshead minnow), 3453 nucleotides. RefSeq names its product glutamate receptor ionotropic, NMDA 3A-like (gene grin3a). Gene Ontology annotation, biological process: ionotropic glutamate receptor signaling pathway; monoatomic ion transport; synaptic transmission, glutamatergic. The record is from RefSeq and is a predicted model, not a curated record. Gene Ontology annotation, cellular component: postsynaptic membrane; plasma membrane. Lineage: Eukaryota; Metazoa; Chordata; Actinopteri; Cyprinodontiformes; Cyprinodontidae. The coding region runs from base 250 to 3453 and encodes 1067 amino acids. Gene Ontology annotation, molecular function: NMDA glutamate receptor activity; transmitter-gated monoatomic ion channel activity involved in regulation of postsynaptic membrane potential. The transcript is spliced from 9 exons.
AAUCCUUUGAGAUGAAAAGCAGCACUUUUGGGGAUCAUCUUUUGCUUGUGUGUGGCUCCUUCCUGAUAUUGCGCCUCAACAGCCUGUUGUCUGUGUCAGAGAAACGCACAACUUUAACUGAAAGCGGAGCUGGAGCGGGAGCGAGGGCUGCAGCUGGUCUUUGUGGUACUCUAGGGCCAAACGCAGGGGGCCAGCAGUGGCACCGACGGAGCUGCCCCGCUGGUGGGCUGUUGAGUGGUUGGACUGGGGAUGCGGUGCAGCCGUGGAGCGGGGAUGACGAGGUCGAACGGGAUUAUGAUGGUGAUGGAUGUCUCGACAGCACGUCCAGGCGCCGGGGUCUCGCCGCCUCUGUGCUUCCUACUGUGCGCUCUCCUUUUCCACCCUCCGUGCGCUCUCUCGCACCCGCAGCCAUGCCAGGUGCUUAAGCGGAUCGGCCACACGGUUCGGGUGGGAGCUCUGCACGUCCAUCCCCGCUUGGUGGCCGCAGCUCCUGGCAGCGGCUAUGAAGGCGCCGAGGGACCUUUCGCAAGAGAUCAGCCGCUGGAGUUUGGGAAAGCAGUCAAAACAGGUGCCGGUGCGCCUGGGUAUGGAAACCUCAGGACUAGAGCCGCAGCAAACAGUCAGCGGGGAACAAGUAGGAUUAAAAGCCAGGCGAGACAGCGAGAAGGGAAUCCCUCAAAGGAGGAUGGCGUGUUCUCACCUCGGGAGUUGGUCCUGCUGGCGGCUGAGGCUCUGAACCGGGCCGGGUUGCUACCUUACAAUUUAUCCCUAGAGAUAGUUAUGGCAGUAGGUUCGGCGCUGGGCGAGCUGCCAGCCUUCUCAUACUCCUCCACGGACAUUCCCGAAGACGAAGACCCGCUGUCUUUCCUGGAGAGCGUGUGUCACACGGUGGUCGUGCAGGGGGUCUCCGCUAUGCUCGCCUUUCCUAGGAACCGGGAUGAGCUUGUAAAGUUGGAAUUCAUUUCGCUGGCGCUGCAGGUGCCAGUUGUCAGCGUCGUGCAGAAGGAGUUUCCGCGUAAAAGUGAGAAUGGUCUUCAUUUUCAAAUGGCAAUGCAGUCUGUAGCGGCCCCCCCGCACCAGCUCCUCUACUAUCUGCUGAUGAUGAAUGGUUGGUGGGACAUCAGCAUUGUCCUAUGCCAGGAAUGGAACAUCAGUGACUUUCUCCUCCUCAUUAAAAACAACACCCGGUUCCGCUUGGGAGCUCUGGUCAACCUAAAUAAAACAACACUGCCACCACUAUCAUCUUCACUAUCAUCCUCAGCAGAAACAACAAGUGCCCCUGUGGGAGUGGAGGUGCUAUCCUUAUCCUAUUUUUCACCAACGGCCUCAUCAUUUUCUUCAAAUUCUUCUUCCAAACCAGACCAGCAGCAAGGCCUCAUUCGGCAGCUGGAAGCUUUGAGGGAACAUUCAUCCACACGAGGAGUGGUAACGUUUGGGUGUGACAUUCGGGAGGUGCGCAGAUUAUGGACACUUGCAACUCGAAUGACUCUCCCGGAAUUUCACUGGGUUUUGGGGGACAGCCAAAAUGUGGCUGAGCUGAGAACAGACGGGUUACCACUGGGGCUACUUGCACAUGGAAUGAUGGGAUCCCCUUCACUGGAUCAUUAUGUUCAGGACUCACUAGAGUUUGUAGCACGGGCAGUGGGCAGUGCCGCCCAGGAGAAUCCUGCCCUGGCACUCAUUCCUGGAACUACAAACUGUAUGGAUGUACAACAAAAUAAUGGCAGCUCAGGGGAAUUCUUGGCAAGAUUCCUUGCCAACACAUCAUUUGAGGGCCAGAGUGGUUUUAUAUCCAAAGAAAGCCAUAGUCAGAAUAUCAUCUCAGAGGCCCAUCACUACAUCUGGUCUCUCCAGCUGGACCCUCUUGGCCAGCCAACAUGGACUCGUCUCGGACGUUGGCGUCGAGGGAGAGUUCUGAUGGACCAACGCGCCUGGCCAAGUCACCAAGGGUCUGGUGGUGGGGGAGAUUGGCGUCGUUCUGCUCGAUUGCACAUGCGAGUGGUGACUUUAGUGGAGCACCCUUUCGUUUUUACCCGUGAGGUUGAUGGUGAUGGACUGUGUCCAGCAGGCCAGCUGUGUUUGGACCCACUUACCAAUGAAUCAUCUGUUUUGCAAGGGCUCUUUCAGAAACUUUCAGGGCACAAUGGAUCUGUUCCUACAGAACUGAAGAAAUGUUGCUAUGGAUACUGCAUUGACCUGCUAGAAAAGCUGGCAGAGGAUAUUGGCUUCACAUUUGACCUGUAUAUUGUUGGCGAUGGGAAAUAUGGAGGAUACAAGAAUGGUCGUUGGACAGGAUUGGUGGGCGAUUUACUAAGUGGUGCUGCCCACCUGGCAGUGACAUCAUUCAGCAUUAAUUCAGCCAGAAGUCAAGUCAUUGACUUUACAUCACCCUUUUUCUCCACCAGCCUGGGGAUUCUGGUUCGUACCCGUGACACAGCAGCCCCCAUCGGUGCCUUCAUGUGGCCCCUCCAUUGGUCCAUGUGGCUAGGCAUCUUUGUUUCACUCCACGUCACUGCUGUCUUCCUCACCCUGUACGAAUGGCACAGUCCCUUUGGGAUGACGCCUCGAGGACGCAAUCGCAACCGCGUCUUCUCUUUCUCCUCAGCCCUAAAUGUCUGCUAUGCUAUUCUCUUUGGAAGAACAGUAGCCAUCAAGCCCCCAAAGUGCUGGACUGGUCGUCUACUGAUGAACCUUUGGGCGAUCUUCUGUCUUUUCUGUCUGUCCACCUACACUGCUAACUUGGCGGCUGUCAUGGUCGGGGAGAAAACCUACGAGCAACUGUCAGGGAUACACGAUCCAAAGUUGCACCAUCCCUCUCAGGGAUUCCGCUUUGCUACAGUAAGAGAAAGCAGUGCAGAAGACUACGUCAAGAAGAGUUUCCCUGAGAUGCAUGAGUAUAUGAGAAGAUACAAUGUCCCAGCUACACCUGACGGCAUACAUAAUCUAAAGGCUGACCCUCAGAAACUGGAUGCAUUCAUCAUGGACAAAGCUCUGCUGGACUAUGAGGUUUCCAUAGAUGCCGACUGUAAAACCUUAACAGUGGGGAAACCAUUUGCCAUAGAAGGCUACGGCAUUGGCCUCCCUCAGAACUCUCCACUCACCUCCAACUUCUCAGAGCUUGUUAGUCAGUACAAAUCCGAUGGCUUCAUGGACAUGCUGCAUGACAAAUGGUACAAGGUUGUGCCCUGUGGGAAACGCAGCUUUGCUGUAACGGAGACACUGCAGAUGGGUAUAAAGCAUUUCUCGGGUCUCUUUGUGAUGCUGUGUGUGGGCGUGGCCUUAUCUCUUCUGACCACGAUAGCGGAACACAUUGUGUACAAGCUGGUGAUCCCGAGGGUCAAGGAGCCACGCUCCAAAUACUGGCUGCACACUAGUCAGAGAUUACACAGAGCCCUCAAUUCAGUUUUCGUUGAUGACCAAGUACCAGCUGUUCCAAAGCCUGAGAAAAGGUAA